AUGCUGAACAACCUGACGGACUGCGAGGACGGCGAUGGGGGAGCCAACCCCGGUGAUGGCAACCCCAAGGAGAGCAGCCCCUUCAUCAACAGCACCGACACGGAGAAGGGAAAGGAGUACGAUGGCAAGAACAUGGCCCUGUUUGAGGAGGAGAUGGACACCAGCCCCAUGGUGUCCUCCCUGCUUAGUGGCCUGGCCAACUACACCAACCUACCCCAAGGAAGUAGGGAGCAUGAAGAAGCAGAAAACAAUGAGGGUGGAAAAAAGAAGCCGGUACAGGCCCCACGCAUGGGCACCUUCAUGGGUGUGUACCUACCGUGCCUGCAGAACAUCUUUGGCGUCAUCCUCUUCCUGCGACUCACUUGGGUGGUGGGCAUUGCAGGCAUCAUGGAGUCCUUUUGUAUGGUCCUCCUCUGCUGCUCCUGUACGAUGCUCACAGCCAUCUCCAUGAGUGCAAUUGCAACCAAUGGUGUUGUGCCUGCUGGCGGCUCCUACUACAUGAUUUCCAGGUCUCUGGGUCCAGAGUUUGGGGGCGCCGUGGGCCUCUGCUUCUACCUGGGCACUACCUUUGCUGGGGCCAUGUACAUCUUGGGCACCAUCGAAAUCCUGCUGGCUUACCUCUUCCCAGCUAUGGCCAUUUUUAAGGCAGAAGAUGCCAGCGGGGAGGCCUCAGCCAUGUUGAACAAUAUGCGUGUAUAUGGCACCUGUGUGCUCACCUGUAUGGCCACUGUGGUAUUUGUGGGUGUCAAGUAUGUCAACAAGUUUGCCCUUGUCUUCCUGGGUUGUGUCAUCCUCUCCAUCCUGGCCAUCUAUGCUGGGGUCAUCAAAUCUGCCUUUGACCCGCCCUACUUCCCGAUCUGCCUCCUGGGGAACCGCACACUCUCUCACCAUGGCUUUGAUGUCUGUGCCAAGCUGGCUUGGGAAGGAAAUGAGACGGUGACCACACAGCUCUGGGGCCUUUUCUGUUCCUCUCGCUUUCUCAAUGCCACCUGUGAUGAGUACUUCACCCAAAACAACGUCACGGAGAUCCAGGGCAUUCCUGGCGCUGCUAGUGGCCUCAUCAAAGAGAACCUCUGGAGCUCCUACCUGACCAAGGGGGUGAUUGUGGAGAAGCGUGGGAUGCCUUCAGUGGGCCUGGCUGAUGGCGCCCUUAUCAACAUGGACCAUCCUUAUGUCUUCAGUGAUAUGACCUCCUACUUCACUCUGCUGGUUGGAAUCUACUUCCCCUCAGUCACAGGGAUCAUGGCUGGUUCUAAUCGCUCCGGGGACCUGCGGGAUGCCCAGAAGUCAAUUCCUACGGGCACCAUCCUGGCCAUUGCCACCACCUCCGCUGUCUACAUCAGCUCCGUUAUUCUGUUUGGAGCCUGCAUUGAGGGGGUCGUCCUGCGGGACAAGUUCGGUGAAGCUGUGAGUGGCAACCUGGUGGUGGGCACACUGGCCUGGCCCUCCCCCUGGGUUAUCGUCAUCGGAUCCUUCUUCUCCACCUGUGGGGCUGGGCUGCAGAGCCUCACAGGGGCCCCCCGCCUGCUGCAGGCCAUCUCUCGUGAUGGCAUAGUGCCCUUCCUGCAGGGCUCCUGCUUUGCCAGUGCCUCCCUUCCUGGGAGAUCCUGCCUCCAGCUCUUCCCAGAGAAACCUGCCUCAGAGCCCAUCUGGACACUCUCCUUCCUGGGCAUGAGCCUCUGCCUGGCCCUCAUGUUCAUCUGCUCCUGGUAUUAUGCCCUGGUGGCCAUGCUCAUUGCUGGGCUCAUCUACAAGUAUAUCGAGUACCGUGGGGCAGAGAAGGAGUGGGGUGACGGGAUCCGAGGCCUGUCUCUCAGCGCUGCUCGCUAUGCCCUCUUACGCCUGGAGGAAGGGCCCCCACACACCAAGAACUGGAGGCCACAGCUGCUGGUGCUGGUGCGUGUGGACCAAGACCAGAAUGUGGUUCACCCACAGCUGCUCUCACUGACCUCCCAGCUCAAGGCAGGGAAAGGCCUGACCAUCGUGGGCUCUGUCCUUGAGGGCACCUUUUUGGACAACCAUCCACAGGCCCAGCGGGCAGAGGAGUCCAUCCGGCGUCUGAUGGAGGCGGAGAAAGUGAAAGGCUUCUGCCAGGUCGUGAUUUCCUCCAACCUGCGUGAUGGCGUGUCCCAUCUGAUUCAGUCCGGGGGUCUCGGGGGGCUGCAGCACAACACCGUGCUGGUGGGCUGGCCCCGCAACUGGCGGCAGAAGGAGGACCAUCAGACGUGGAGGAACUUCAUUGAGCUGGUCCGGGAAACCACAGCUGGCCACCUGGCCUUGUUGGUCACCAAGAACGUUUCCAUGUUUCCCGGGAACCCCGAGCGCUUCUCGGAGGGCAGCAUCGACGUCUGGUGGAUUGUGCACGACGGUGGCAUGCUUAUGCUGCUGCCCUUCCUGCUGCGGCACCACAAGGUCUGGCGGAAGUGCAAGAUGCGUAUCUUCACUGUGGCCCAGAUGGAUGACAAUAGCAUCCAGAUGAAGAAGGACCUGACCACGUUUCUGUACCAUUUACGUAUCACUGCGGAGGUCGAGGUGGUGGAAAUGCACGAGAGCGACAUCUCCGCUUACACCUACGAGAAGACUUUGGUGAUGGAGCAGCGUUCCCAGAUCCUCAAACAGAUGCAUUUAACCAAGAACGAGCGGGAGCGGGAGAUCCAGAGCAUCACAGAUGAAUCCCGUGGCUCAAUCCGGAGAAAGAAUCCAGCCAACACCCGGCUCCGCCUCAACGUCCCAGAAGAGACAGCUGGUGACAGUGAGGAGAAGCCCGAAGAGGAGGUGCAGCUGAUCCAUGACCAGAGUGCUCCCAGCUGCCCCAGCAGCACACCAUCCCCGGGGGAGGAGCCUGAGGGGGAGGGAGAGGCAGAUCCCGAUAAGGUGCAUCUCACCUGGACCAAGGACAAGUCCGUGGCAGAGAAGAAUAAGGGCCCCAGUCCUGUCUCGUCCGAGGGCAUCAAGGACUUCUUCAGCAUGAAGCCGGAGUGGGAGAACUUGAACCAGUCCAACGUGCGGCGCAUGCACACGGCCGUGCGGCUGAACGAGGUCAUUGUGAAGAAAUCCCGGGACGCCAAGCUCGUGUUGCUCAACAUGCCUGGGCCUCCCCGCAACCGCAACGGUGAUGAAAAUUACAUGGAGUUCCUCGAGGUCCUCACCGAGCACCUGGAUCGGGUGAUGCUGGUCCGCGGCGGCGGCCGCGAAGUCAUCACUAUCUACUCCUGAGAGCCGGGAC
Myotis lucifugus (little brown bat) is the source of this 3226-nucleotide messenger RNA. RefSeq names its product solute carrier family 12 member 5 (gene SLC12A5). Bases 1 to 3216 code for a protein of 1071 amino acids. Gene Ontology annotation, cellular component: membrane. The record is from RefSeq and is a predicted model, not a curated record. NCBI's taxonomy places the organism in Eukaryota, Metazoa, Chordata, Mammalia, Chiroptera, Vespertilionidae. Gene Ontology annotation, biological process: potassium ion import across plasma membrane; cell volume homeostasis; chloride transmembrane transport. Gene Ontology annotation, molecular function: potassium:chloride symporter activity. The transcript is spliced from 25 exons.